Caenorhabditis angaria is the source of this 1168-nucleotide messenger RNA. The record is from the annotation of a GenBank genome assembly. NCBI's taxonomy places the organism in Eukaryota, Metazoa, Nematoda, Chromadorea, Rhabditida, Rhabditidae.
AUGGAGUGAGUUUUUAUUUACGAAAUUUGGAGUGAAAGAGGUUCUUUGAAGAAAAAAGGUCCCGAUUCCAGUUUUUUCAAAAGUUUGAGAAUUUUCAUAAUUAUUUUUUUGAUCAGAUGUCUAAGCAACAGUUGAAAUAAUUUUUUCAAAAUUUCAAUUUAAGGGUAAACUUAUUGAAAAUUUUUUCUGAGACGUGGAAUGGACGUGGAAUAUUUUUGACCAAAAAAAUGAAAUUCCACCUGACAAAAUUCUGAAUAUAAAAUUUUUAGCGGCCAAAUGAAAUUCCACGUGUCUAAAAUUGUGACCCCAAGUUUACGUGUUAACCUAAAAUUGGAAAGGCUGUGACCUUUUUGAGGCUGCUCCAAAUCUUGGCAUUCUUUAAUUCAAAUUCUGUCAGUCAAUUGUAUCGUUUCAAAAAAACAUGAAGUGAGUUAGGAUGGAGAUUGCACUGUAACCCCUUAACCUUCCUCACCCUAAUUACCUUUUUUCAAGAAACAAGAAAUCUUCAUCUGAACCACCAAAUUUACAAAAUCAAAGUGGUCCGCUUCCUGAAUCACCUGCUCCAGCCUCAGCAGCAACUCAAGUCUCAACGCAAGCUUUAACUGAAGCUCCGACUCAAGCUUCAGUUUCUGCUCAGCCACCAACACCAACCUCAACCAAGGCUCCGACACCCGAAAAUGCAAAUCCCAAAGAACCACCAUCUCCAUGUCCUGGUGCAAUUGUUGUAGUUGAACGAAAACAACAACGUCAGGUUGUUAUGAGUAUCGGGCCGAAAAAUGCGCCAAGUUUUGGACCUUAUGAUGAAUUUUGUCCGGUUUGUAGUGUGAGUUUGUGAAAUUAAGAAUCAUUGAAGAAACAAAGAAAAAAUCUAAGAAUCAAAAAAAUUUUGUGAAUUUUCCGAUUCGUAAAAUUUCGAAUUUUUAAUUUUCUGACAAAUUUUUACAUUCAUAAAACUUACACAAACCAUUAUUUUUUGUUUCAGAAAAUUGUCCAAACUCAUGUCGAAUACAAAAUGGGAGCGUGCGCAAUUUUAUGCCUAAUUUUUUGUCUUUUCUUCUUUUGGUUAAUUAUUCCAAUUAUAUUUUUGUGUUGUUGUUUUUGUAUUCGUGAUAGUUAUCAUUAUUGUCCAAAAUGUAGAACUCUCCUUUCUGUUAAAAAACAAUGUUGA